Messenger RNA from Angiostrongylus costaricensis, 1860 nucleotides. The record is from the annotation of a GenBank genome assembly. Lineage: Eukaryota; Metazoa; Nematoda; Chromadorea; Rhabditida; Metastrongylidae.
AUUCUUCCUGAACGAGACUUAUUUCAAGAACUUACAGCAACUUCGCAACCAAAAUUUGAACCAGCGACGCCUCAGUUAGCGCAAGAAAUACAGCGGUGCUACUCCAAACUGGAUUUGUCCUUCGAGAACACAAAGGAAGUCUUCAAGAGUAGGAGAUCAAUUUGGCAAGGUCGACCUAAUUUGUGGGAAGAAUGCAAGUAUUCCAAAAUUAAGUUCAAGUUUAAAUCAGAAUGGAGAUUAUUUUGCAGUUACUGCGAGGGCAUGUUAUCAAGCAAGUCGAACAGUGAUAUACUGAGAGCCUUGUUGGUUCUGCGAAUCUGCGCCAUUGAGCCAAUAGUUAGGCAUAAUCAAUGGAUACUGGCCACCUUGAAAGCUACGCUAGGCCAGUCGCUGUUCAGGAAGCUACUAAAACGCACAUUUUUUGGGCAUUUCGUAGCCGGCGAAGAUCGGAAGGAGGUCGAGUUAGUAGCCGCUCGGCUAAAACAGUUCGGCGUGAAGUCCAUACUCGACUACUCUGUAGAAUCAGAUCUGAGUAGCGAAGAGGCUGUGAAGACAACUCAGAGCUCUCAGCUAGCAGCGGAAGUUGCACCUGAGGCCUUCACAAGUACAGUGGAUGCGAAGACGCUGCAGCAAACCCGGCAGAAGUAUACCGUGCAUAAAGAGUUCGCCGACCGUCGAAAGGAUGUCAUAAGCGCAAGGACCUACUUGUACGAAGGUGAGCACGUAUGCGACCGCAAUCGCGAUAUCUUCAUCGAAACGGUGGAUGCGGUGGCAACGGCUACUAAAGGCGAGGGAUUUGCUGCCAUCAAGCUGACAGCACUCGGACGGCCUACCCUACUUCUGAAGCUUUCAGAGUCGAUUGCGCAAACUCACAACUUCUUCAAAGCGUUGACCGGAACGCAAAAGAUUCAGUUUUCUCGUCUAAGUGAAGAAGAUCUGAUCAAAAAGCUGAAGGAAUUUGGUGUGAAAGCUGAGUCGCAAGUAAUUCGGGAGUGGUUCAAGACAGUCGACUUCGACGGGGAUGGUUAUGUUGAUUUUCACGGCUGGAGUAAGAUACUGGACGAUCACGUUAAGCUUGGCAACAUGUUCAAGAUCCUCAACAUUAAAACUGGUCAGUUGGAGCCUCUGAUUCAAAAUCUGACUGCUGAAGAGGAACAGGAAUUCAGUAACAUGAUGCGAAGACUGAUUGAUAUCGCCGAGCACGCAAUCGCCAGAGGUGUGCGAGUGAUGGUUGACGCCGAGCAGACCUACUUUCAACCAGCCAUCUCCCGUAUUGUGCUGGAGAUGAUGCGAAGAUAUAAUUAUCACCAUGGGAACAUUUUCAACACCUACCAAGCAUAUCUUCGCAACACCCUCGACGUGAUGGAGUGCGACAUGCAGCUGGCCCGUCGUGAAGGCUGGCAUUUUGGUUUGAAACUCGUCCGUGGUGCCUAUAUGGAACAGGAACGUAAGCGUGCCGCUUCUGUCGGCUAUCCUGAUCCUAUAAAUCCGGAUUACGAGUCGACUUCUCGUAUGUAUCACGCCUGUCUGGAGCGCAUUGCUGAGGAGCAUGCCCGUCGUGGAAAAGGAGCAGUUUCGGUGAUGAUCGCCUCUCACAAUGAAGAUACAGUUAGAUUCGCCGUCAAUCUAAUGCGUGACCGUGCAAUCGCUCCUAGUGAGAAAAUCAUAUGCUUCGCUCAACUUUACAGGAUGUGUGACCAGGUGUCGUUUUCGCUCGGACAGGCCUCAUAUUCCGUAUACAAGUACCUGCCGUAUGGCCCUGUUGAGAAAGUGCUACCCUAUUUGUCGCGAAGAGCGAUUGAAAAUAGCAGCAUCCUGAAGAAGGCCAACAAGGAGCGAGUAAGUCCACUGGUAUCUUGA